Messenger RNA from Gracilinanus agilis (Agile Gracile Mouse Opossum), 6284 nucleotides. It is a transcript of the gene TCF20, whose product is annotated as transcription factor 20. The record is from RefSeq and is a predicted model, not a curated record. Gene Ontology annotation, cellular component: nucleus. The transcript has 5 exons. Gene Ontology annotation, biological process: regulation of transcription by RNA polymerase II. The coding region runs from base 1 to 6024 and encodes 2007 amino acids. Lineage: Eukaryota; Metazoa; Chordata; Mammalia; Didelphimorphia; Didelphidae.
AUGCAGUCCUUUCGGGAGCAAAGCAGUUACCACGGAAACCAGCAGAGCUACCCCCAGGAGGUGCACGCUUCAUCCCGGCUGGAAGAGUUCAGUCCUCGGCAGCAGGCCCAGAUGUUCCAGAACUUUGCGGGAGGAGGAGGGGCCGGUAGCAGCGGCGGGGGCGGUAGCGCCGGUGGUGGACGUCGUGGAGCGACUGCAGCCGCGGCGGCCAUGGCCGCAGAGGGCUCCGGCCACCAGAGCUACCAGAGUUUCAGGAAAGAAGCUGGAGAGUUUUACUAUAUGGCUGCCAACAAAGACCCUGUGACCCCAGGCGGCCAGCAGCCCCCCCAGCGCAGGCCCUCGGGGCCAGUGCAGAGCUAUGGACCGCCCCAAGGGAGCAGCUUUGGGAGCCAGUAUGGGGGUGAGGGGCACGUGGGCCAGUUUCAGGCCCAGCACUCUGCUCUUGGUGGGGUGUCUCAUUACCAGCAGGAUUAUAGUGGCCCCUUCUCUCCGGGAAGCACUCAGUACCAGCAGCAGGCUUCCAGCCAGCAGCAGCAGGUACAGCAACUGAGGCAGCAGCUUUAUCAGUCCCAUCAGCCCCUGCCACAGGCAUCAGGCCAGCCAGCCUCCAGUUCUUCCCACCUCCAGCCCAUGCAGCGGCCGUCCGCCCUGCCCUCCUCCAGUGCCGGCUACCAGCUCCGAGUAGGCCAGUUCAGCCAACACUACCAGUCCUCUGCGGCUGCCUCGUCCUCCUCUUUCCCCUCCCCUCAGCGCUUUAGCCAGUCUGGACAGAACUACGACAGCAGCUACAACGUGAAUGCCAGCUCCCAGUAUGAAGGGCACACUGUGGGUUCCAGUGCCCAGGCUUACGGGACACAAUCGAAUUACAAUUACCAGACUCCGUCGAUGAAAAACUUUGAGCAGUCCAAGCUUCCCCAAGGAGGCCAGCAGCAGCAGCAGCAGCAGCAGCAGCAGCAGCAGCAGCAGCAGCAGCAGCAGCAGCAGCAGCACCCUCCCCCCCAACACACAAUGCCCUAUGGAAGCACGGCCCCCAAACUCUCCCUGCAGAGCCAGGUGGGGCAGUACAGCCAGCCCGAAGUCCCGGUCAGGUCGCCCAUGCAGUUCCACCAGAACUUCAGCCCCAUCUCUAACCCGUCCCCCGCCGCGUCUGUGGUUCAGUCUCCGAGCUGCAGCUCCACCCCCUCUCCUCUGAUGCAGAGCGGAGAGAACCUCCAGUGCGGGCAGGCCAACAUGCCCAUGGGCUCCCGAAACCGGAUUCUGCAAAUGAUGCCCCAGCUCAGCCCCACGCCAUCCAUGAUGCCCAGCCCUAACUCUCACAGCACAGGUUUCAAAGGGUUUGGAGUGGAAGGGAUGCCCGAAAAGCGACUCACAGACCCCGGCCUGAGCAGCCUGAGCGCCCUGAGCACUCAGGUGGCCAACCUGCCCAAUACGGUUCAGCACAUGCUACUGUCCGAUGCUCUGGCCCCCCAGAAGAAAAACUCCAAGAGAUCAUCGUCCUCAUCCAAGAAAGCCGACAGCUGCACCAACUCGGAAGGCUCUUCUCAGCCCGAGGAACAGCUGAAAUCCCCGAUGGCCGAAUCUCUGGAUGGAGGCUGCUCUAGUAGUUCUGAGGACCCUGGGGAGAGGGUAAGGCAGCUGAGUGGUCAGAGCACCAGCUCUGACACCACCUACAAGGGUGGCCCCUUGGAGAAAGCCAACCCCUCACCCCCACAAAGCUCUCAGAAUGAUCCCCCCAAACUCAGUGCCAGUCCCACAGUAAGGGAUGAUGCCAUCUCGCCAGAUGAGAAAGACACUUUGUCAUCCACAGACGCCAACCUAAAAGUCAACGAGAAGACCAUAGGGGUGAUCGUUUCCCGGGAAGCCAUGUCGGGUCGAGGAGAAAAGACAGGUGGACAAGAGAAAGGCUCCCAAGACGAAGAUCCUGCUGUCCCCCAAGCACCGCCAAGCACUGGUGGGGCAAAAGAGCCUGGCCAUGGAGCCCCACCACAGCCAGAGCCCCAAGGAGGAAUCAAAGGGAACAAGAGCGGAGAUGGAAACACCAACCACAAUGGAGAAGGAAAUGGCCAGACGGGGCAUUCUCUCGGCUCUGGGUUCACCAACAGAACGGAACCGAGCAAAUCUCCUGGAAGCCUGCGAUAUAGCUACAAAGACAGCUUGGGAUCUGCCAUGCAGAGGAAUGCUGGUGGCUUUCCUCAAUAUCCUUCAGGGCAGGAGAAGGGGGACUACUCUGGCCAUGGGGAGCAACGAAAGGGUCGAAAUGAAAAAUUUCCCAGCCUCCUACAAGAAGUCCUUCAGGGUUACCACCACCAUCCUGAUAGGAGGUAUUCUAGGAAUGCCCAGGACCAUCAAGGAAUGGCUGGAGGCCUUGAGGGAGCCAUGAGGCCCAAUGUCUUAAUCAGUCAGACAAAUGAAUUAGCUAGCCGGGGUCUCCUAAAUAAAAGCAUUGGGUCUCUCUUGGAAAACCCCCACUGGGGCCCCUGGGACAGGAAAUCAAGCAGCUCAGCCCCUGACAUGAAACAGAUCAAUCUAGCUGACUAUCCAAUCCCCAGAAAAUUUGAAAUGGAAUCUCAGGCAUCAGGCCACGAACCAGGGGGAGGCCUUUCCGAAAGGAGGUCGGUGAUCUGUGACAUUUCCCCACUACGGCAGCUGGUCAGAGACCCGGGGGCCCAUACGCUGGGACACAUGGGUGCCGACGGCAGGAUGGGAAGGAAUGAACGCCUCAACCCAAGUCUGAGCCAGUCAGUCAUUCUUCCAGGUGGUCUGGUGUCCAUGGAAACUAAACUGAAAUCUCAGAGUGGGCAAAUAAAGGAGGAAGAUUUCGAACAGUCCAAAUCCCAAGCCAGCAUCAACAGUAAGAAAUCUGGUGAUCAUUGCCAUUCCACUGGCAUCAAGCAUGAAUCCUACCGCGGUAAUGCCAGUCCAGGAGCUGCAGCCCAUGACCCUCUCUCUGAGUAUGGCUCCCCACAGGACAGCAGGCCCACCCAAAUGAGGCGAGUGCCUGGGAGAAUGGGAGGCAGGGAAGGCAUGAGGGGCCGCUCGCCUUCUCAGUACCACGAUCUGACAGAGAAACUGAAGAUGUCUCCUGGCCGAAGUCGAGGGCCCGGGGGAGAUCCUCACCACAUGAACCCUCAUAUGGCAUUUGAGAGGGCUAACAGGAGUUCUUUGCAUGCUCCCUUCUCCCCCAGCUCUGAAAGUCUGGCUUCUACCUAUCACACAAAUACGAGACCUCAUGCUUAUGGGGACCCUAACCCAGGUUUGAACUCUCAGCUCCAUUACAAAAGGCAGCUAUACCAGCAGCAAGAGGACUACAAAGACUGGAGUGGCAGCUCUGCUCAGGGGGUGAUCGCUGCCGCUCAGCACAGACCUGAGGGACCAAGGAAGAGCCCAAGGCAGCAGCAAUUCCUUGACAGAGUGAGGAGCCCUCUGAAAAAUGACAAGGAUGGCAUGAUGUAUGGCCCACCCAGUUCCUACCAUGAUCCUGGGAAUCCAGAAUCUGGCCGGUGCGUCAUGGCAAACGAUGGACUUCCCUCUAACAAGGGUAUCGAUUUGAAGCAUAGCGCCCAGAAACUCCAGCAGGAAUCUUGUUGGGAUCUUUCCCGGCAGACCUCUCCAGCCAAGAGCAGUGGCCCUUCAGGAAUGUCCAGCCAAAAACGGUAUGGUCCUCCCCAUGAGGCAGAUGGCCACGGGCUCACUGAGUCUGCACAGUCAUCCAAAUCUGGUAAUGUCAUGCUCAGACUCCCGGGGCAAGAGGAUCAGUCUCCCCAAAACCCUUUAAUUAUGAGAAGGCGAGUUCGCUCCUUUAUCUCUCCCAUUCCCAGUAAAAGGCAGUCCCAGGAUGUAAAGAACAGUGGCACUGAAGAUAAAGGGCGAUUGCUUCCUCCCUCAAAAGAAGGCACUGAUAAAGCCUUCAAUUCCUAUGCCCACAUGGCUCAUAAUCAGGAUGUUAAAUCUGUCCCCAAAAGAGAGUCCUCCAAGGAUCUUGUGAGUCCUGACAGUAGAAGCUGCCCCGCCGUUAGCCUCACGAGCCCAACCAAGACCAAAAUCCUUCCUCCCCGAAAGGGACGGGGGCUGAAGCUGGAAGCGAUUGUUCAGAAGAUUACCUCCCCAAAUAUCAGGAGGAGUGCCCCCUCCAACAGUGCUGAAGCUGGAGGAGAUACAGUUACCCUCGACGACAUCUUGGCCUUGAAGAGUGGUCCACCGGAAGGCGGGAGCACUGCUAGCCAUGAAGCUGACAUGGCGGAGAAGAGAAAAGGAGAGGCGACUGUGUCUGACUUGGGUGGCCCGGUGAGCCAGGAUUUGAACAAUGAAGCCUCUCUCCCUCGCUCCUCUGAAGACUGGCGUGGGAGUGGGGAUGACAAAGUGAAGAAGGAGACCCUUCCAGAACCUGGAACUGCUGGGAAAGAUGCCCCAGGAGCUAUGGCCCCCCCAACCUCCCAGAAGCCCAUGGGGAGCCAAGGAAGACCAGAUGGGGCUUUGGCUGGAAGUGGGCCUUUAAGCUUCCCCGACUCCAAGAGCGUCUCCCCCGCAGGCGUCUCGGCUCCAGAACCAAAUGCCAAGUCUGAGGAGAAAGAGGGAGAGGCAAUAACUGUUUCACCUAAACAAGAGUGUUUCCCACCAAAAGGCUACUUCCCUUCAGGAAAGAAAAAGGGGAGACCCAUUGGAAGUGUGAAUAAACAAAAGAAACAGCAGCCCCCACCUCCACCACCGCCACCAACACAGGUCCCUGAAGGCUCUGGGGAUGGAGAACCCAAGCCCAAAAAACAGAGGCAAAGGAGGGAGAGGAGAAAACCUGGGGCCCAGCCCCGAAAACGUAAGACCAAGCAAGCUGUUCCGAUCAUCGAGCCCCAGGAACCUGAGAUCAAAUUAAAAUAUGCCACCCAGCCACUGGACAAAAGUGACGCCAAGAAUAAAUCCUUCUUCCCUUACAUUCACGUAGUGAACAAGUGUGAGAUCGGGGCAGUUUGCACAAUUAUCAAUGCUGAGGAGGAAGAGCAGAGCAAGCUGGUGAAAGGAAGGAAGGGCCAGAGGUCGCUGACCCCUCCCCCCAGCAGUGUGGAGAGCAAGGUGCUGCCCACAUCUUCCUUCGUCCUGCAGGGCCCCGUGGUAACCGAGUCCUCGGUCUUGGGGCACCUGGUCUGCUGCCUCUGUGGCAAGUGGGCCAGCUAUCGGAAUAUGGGUGACCUCUUUGGUCCCUUUUAUCCUCAAGAUUAUGUAGCCACUCUCCCCAAGAAUCCACCUCCCAAGAGAGCCACAGAGAUGCAGAACAAGGUGAAGGUACGGCACAAAAGUGCUCCCAAUGGCUGUGCCAAGACAGACACGGAGGAGGAAGAGGAGGAGGAGGAAGAGGAGGAGGAGGAGGAGGAAGAACAGCAGCAGCAGCAGCAGCAGCAGCAGCAACAGCAGCAGCCGCCCCCAGCACCCUCACAGCCGAAGGAGCAGAAGGAGCAACGAAGCCUGGCUGCCCACCCCAGGUUUAAGAGGCGACACCGUUCUGAGGACUGCAGUGGGACCCCUCGGUCCCUUUCCCGGGGGAUCCCUUGUAAAAAGGCUAUCAUUGAGAGCGGCGGCGGCGGCGGCAGCAGCAGUGGCAGUGAAAAGACUCCUUCAGACUCAAAGCCUGCUGGGCCUGUGUCAGAAGGCACUGGCCCCGAGCUGGAGCUACACAUUCCUGAGCUACCUCUAGACAGUAAUGAACUUUGGGUCCACGAGGGCUGUGUUCUCUGGGCCAACGGCAUCUACCUGGUCUGUGGCAGGCUCUACGGGCUGCAGGAAGCCUUGGAAAUAGCUAGAGAAAUGAAAUGUUCCCACUGCCAGGAGCCAGGCGCCACCUUGGGCUGCUACAACAAAGGCUGCUCCUUCCGGUACCAUUACCCGUGUGCCAUCGAUGCAGAUUGUUUACUAAAUGAAGAGAACUUCUCAGUGAGGUGCCCCAAGCACAAGCCUCCCCUGCCCUGCUCUCUCCCCCCCUUGCAGAACAAGACGGUGAAAGGCAGCCUCAGCACAGAGCAGUCGGAGCGGGGGUGAGGGGGGCACAGUGCCCGUGGGAAUGGAAAUUAAAGAAGCACAGGUUCGGCUGUUGAGAUGAGAAGGUGGUGGACGCUCGUGACGGAAUGGCAUCUGUCCCACUGUGCAGCCACGACCCACCCCCACCCCACCCCCGAUGUGCCUGCCAACGCCAGCAGCCCCUUCAUCAAUCCGUACAUCCCACUUGACUGGUGACGCCACAGGAAAUGCCCGAGGAGUCCGAAUGGCUGUUUCCAUGGACGCAGUCUUCAUAGUGACAA